AUGGCGCUCAACGGCAGCGUGCCGAGAAAUGACACACUGGCGCCGUCGCCUGCCGACGAGGAAGAGCUGUACACGCAGCUGUUGCGCCUUCAGGAUGCCGUCGUGUCGGGCAAGCACCCGCACUUCAAGCUGCCGCCAGCAGCCAUUGAGCAGCUGAAGGCCAGUCUUGCUCUGGUGAAAGCUUCACCUGCUGCCACCACCCAGCAGCCAGCAGUGAACGGUCUUCUCAAUGGCGCCGCGUUCAGCGCGAACGCCGCUACUAAUUAUGUACAGCUUCCUCCUGCAUCAAAAGUGCCCGCCUUCCCUGGCCUGCCUGGCCUGCACACACCCAUCGCGUCAGCAUCGCGAAACGCCUCGACAACCGCAGCGCCCAAGACUACGCCCUCGGGCUUGAACCCCAUCUUCCUCGAGAAGUCGGACAGUCUCGUAAGAGCAGAAUCGAGUUUGAAGCGCCAGCGCAUAGAACGCGACGUGCAGACGCAGAUGGAACAGCGCAAGCAUCAUCGCGACAAGGACAGUGGCUCAGAUCCUCCAUCUGCACUCGAUGUAGAAUCUAUACUUGCUGCUUCACGGGCUCUUGAAACGCAUGUGACGGGCUUGAGACUCACAAGGGCUGGAAGUGCGAGCAGCUUCGACACGAAUGACUAUUAUUCCAGCCAAGUCGAAAGUGACUGGUCCUCCCCUGCAAGCAAAAGUAAAGGCUCUGACAACGCAGCAGGGCCCUUCGCCGGAGACUUCGAGCGCCUCGAAGGGCCGAGUGGACUCUCUUUUCCUCCCAAAGCUGCCAAGCAUGCCACUCGUAACACGAUUGCCAACAGCGCGCGGACCGCCAAUGUGUACAAUGAGGAUGAGGACGAUGAAUACACCCCACCUGAUGCCGCCGCGUUUGAUAGUUUCCAGGAUCCAGAUGUCAGCAUAAAUCUCGCCGGAGACGAGGACGAUAACUCGGAAUACGAACCUGGAGAGAUUGCGCAGGAAAGCAAUGUGCCAACGCAAUACUAUCAGGGCUCGCAGGCUGCGCAUCCAUCUCCCCAGCAGGUGCCCGUCAUUCGCAACCACCUGACUCACAUUGCUGCUCCACAGCCCAAUCGUGUCUCUCCACUCGCGGUUGCUAAAGGUCCGAGUAUUGAGCUGGAACUGGUCAAUGGUCGCCCAGAGGUCGUGGCCAAGCCGCAUCCCAACUCCCACGCUAUUCAGUCUCGAGCGAGCACCGCUUCACCAGCGAACGGAGUCAAUGGCAGCAACAAGAAGCGUCGCAACAAGAAGCGAAAGCGCGAUGAGCCAGCUGGACAGCCCUCAGGACGUGGAAAGAGGAAGCGGGACAGACAAGUAGCUGCUCAGUCUCCUAUUUCGCCCGCCAAUCGUGAGCCUAGAAUCAAGGACGAGCCCGUGUCACCGCCUCCGUUCGCCAAUAUACCUGAUGCCCACCCAUAUGCGCAGAGGUCGGCUCAUUACAGACCUACUGAAAUCGAUUUGGUUUCGCCCAGACUGCCACCUCAAAUGGUUUAUGCUCCUGAACCGCCCCGCCCUGCUCUUAGGUACGAGUAUGCUCAGCCAACUUCUCCAGCUGUGGUCAGAGUCGCCUCACCAGCUGCUUAUCGCCCGGUGCAAAGAGACACUCAGGACCUCAGAAGAAUUGCUAGUAUGCACUACGCACAGCGGCAGCCGUCGCCUACCCAGCAUGCCUACUCUCCCGUGCCCCAACGAACGGUUUCAAUGACCUACGGCGAUCCUAGGCUACCUCGAGCGCCUGCAGAGGUUGAGAAUGUUCGCUAUGCGGAAGUUUCUGCCCCAGACCAUGUCCAAUACGUUCGCGCAGAUCGCUCUCGGUCUCCGCCUCAAUCCCAUCAAUAUCAAGACCCGUAUGCGAGAGCGCACAGUCCAGCUCUGAUGCCCCCGCCUGCUGCACCACCAAGAGCGAUCGUUGUUGACCAGUACGGAAACCGCUACUAUGCCUCAGAGCCUGCGCCACCAUCAGCGCCCUCAAGGGCCUCGGUCGCCCCGGUUGAUCGACAUCCCAUGAUAGACUCUGGCUACGCUGCAAGGGCAUCGGUUGCCCCUGUUGACCGGCGACCGGCUGCUGAGACUGGCUACGAUCGUGCAUCAAGUCGCAUGGCUUACGCGGCUCCCGCAGCAUACGAGCAACCAGAGACAAGCAUGGCACCACCCCCACCGCGACGAGAGGUCCAGUAUGUUGACGCAAAUGGCUACCCAAUCCGUGAAUACAGCUCGUAUCCGGCUGAGCAAAUUCGAUAUGUGGAAGCUCCAACCUCACCCAACUACCAGCAACGCUACGAACAGAUGCCUCCUCCCGCAGCCCCAGCUCGCGAACAGACAUCUCCGGUCUACGUGCCUACCAGAAGCUACAGCGUGCGACCAGAUGCGCCACCUCAAGCCCCGGCUCCGUAUGCAGCAAGACAGGCAAGCGUGGCGCCUGUCCAGUAUGCACGUCAGGAGGCUUCUCUUGCACCGACGAGAGCCAUGAGUGUAGCACCUGGAUAUGAAGGUCAAGCUCGUGCUUACAGCCACGCGCCGGCUGCAGCAGCACAGCAGGUGCGUUAUGUGGAUCAGUAUGGAAGGGAAGUAUACCCGGAAGUGAGGCAAGUGCCGGCAGGGGACUACAGGUAUCAGUGA
Molecule: messenger RNA, 2634 nt
Organism: Lecanosticta acicola
Lineage: Eukaryota; Fungi; Ascomycota; Dothideomycetes; Mycosphaerellales; Mycosphaerellaceae
Source: the annotation of a GenBank genome assembly